Messenger RNA from Mercenaria mercenaria, 1674 nucleotides. Its product is annotated as protein FAM184A-like. Lineage: Eukaryota; Metazoa; Mollusca; Bivalvia; Venerida; Veneridae. The transcript has 4 exons. The record is from RefSeq and is a predicted model, not a curated record. Bases 202 to 1674 code for a protein of 490 amino acids.
CGUCGCGUCAAGGAAACAUGUAAACUUACCGAGAUUUUUUGUUAUUGACAUUUCAAAAAUGUGUUUUGAAAAGAUUUGGGAGUAGUCAUAAUAUAUAUUUAUCAUUUCUAUGUCGAUUAUGUUGAAUUAAUAUGUAUACUACAUGGUUUUUUAACUGUACAUCUGAAAUAACGUGCACCAUAAAACAGAACCAAAACAAACAUGGCGGCCAGUGCCAAAAUGUCAUUUAAUUAUUAUCAGAAUGGGAAGUAUGGUACAUUGCCACAGAACCCAAGCAACGACAUGGAAGUCACGCAAGAUAUGCAUCUUAAGAUGUCAAAGAAGAUAGCACAGCUGACAAAGGUAAUCUAUGCACUAAAUACUAAAAAUGAUGAGCAUGAAGCAGUUGUCCAACAGAUCAAAGAGCAGCAUGAGGAGGAGAUGCAGCAGCUGCUCAGAGAAACGAAGGAAAAGAUCACCCAAUAUAAGGAAAAGAUAAAUGCGGAGACGUCACAGAACAACAGGCUAGAGCAACUAGAGAAAAGUUUACGUGAGCAUGAAUCUCUAAAGAGCAGGCAUUUAAACCAGUUUGAGUCAUUUAAAAGAGAGGCUGAAGAAAGAGAAAUGAGACUUAAGGCAGAACAUGCUCAAAAAAUGCUCGAACUUUCUCAAGAUGUCCUUCAUACGAAAAAAGAUUUUGAGGAAAAAUUAAGACAGUUUGAAGCUUGGAAAGAUGGUGUAAGUGAAGAAAAUGAAAGGAAAAUAAGAGAACUUAAAAUUAGUCAUAAAAGUGAGAUUGAAGAAGUCCGAAAUCUUAGUAGAGAUCAAAGCAACGACUGGUUAAAUGAAGUUAAAAAAGUAGAAGACAAAUAUAAAGCAGAGUUAGAAUCAUUGCAUGCAAAGUUUAAAGAAAUGGAAGAGCAAAAAACUCAAAUGAAAGAGGAGUAUGAAGCCAAGCUAGAAAAGGCUAGGUUAUUCUAUGAAAAGGAAUUAGAAGCAGUUAUGAAAAUGAAUAAUAUUUCCUCAGAGGAGGCAAACAGAAUGUUACAGGCAGAGAAAGAAAAACUUAGCAAAGACUUUGCAGCCCAGGAGGCUGAACUUAAAAAACAAAUUAACAGUGUACUUAGUCAGUUAACAGAUAAAGAAGAUGAAGUAGAAAAAUUGAAAGAAACACUUACAGGAUUAGAAAGAAAUCUACAAGAAAAGGAUGGUAGUUCACAUGAUUUGUUGAAACAGUUACAAAGUGCCCAGGAUGAAAACAAUGCCAAUCUUGCUAAACUGAGAAAUACCGAGAAUGAGCUCUCUGUGAUGAAAGAACGCUGUAGUAGACAAGAAGAAGAAAUGGUGAAGAAAUCUGAUGGAACAUUGGAUAAAAAACUAGAAGAAGAGUACAAACUGCAUGAAGAAAGAAAGAAAGUGGCUAGGGAACAAAAACAGAAAGAUAACCAUAUUGCAAGACAGGAUAGCAAAGUUAAAACUUGCACAUUUGAUUUACAGUCAGUCUUGUAUACGCCAUGUUCCCUUGUCAGCUUGAUGUACUAUAUGAGAAAACUUUGUUGUUAUAAUCUCUCCAUCUAUAGUGCAGGUGACAAAAAAGCAACAUGUUACCUAUGGUCAGAAACAGAUGGAAAAGGAUCAAAUGAGAUAUCAACAUGUUUGAAUCUGUACCUUUCGAGUUUGGAGUCACCAGUAUAG